Messenger RNA from Aspergillus terreus NIH2624, 1095 nucleotides. RefSeq lists its product as uncharacterized. The coding region runs from base 1 to 1095 and encodes 364 amino acids. The record is from RefSeq and is a predicted model, not a curated record. NCBI's taxonomy places the organism in Eukaryota, Fungi, Ascomycota, Eurotiomycetes, Eurotiales, Aspergillaceae. The transcript has 2 exons.
AUGCUCUAUCACCCUUUAUCCAUAUUAGCAGCAAUCCCCCUCGCUCUCGCUAUCCCUCACCACAGAUCAUACUUCUAUGCCGGCGGAAACUACACCCUCACCAGCUCAGGAGAGCACAUCUACACCAACCAGAUCUACGUCGAACGUCUAACACCCCUAAACGGACCAACCCAACCCCAUCCCAUCGUCUUGAUCCACGGCGUCGACCAAACCGCCACUAACUGGCUCAACAAGCCCGACGGCAAAGACGGCUGGGCCUCCUACUUCCUGUCCCAAGGCUACGAAUGCUACCUGCUCGACCAAGCCGCGCGCGGCCGCAGUCCCUGGGACAACACCACCAACGGCGACCUUAGAAAAUACACCGCCGAACACAUCCAAGAGUUGUUCACCGCACCAGAGCGGUACGUCCAAUGGCCGCAGUCGGUGCUGCACACGCAGUGGCCCGGGACGGGGAUGAUGGGCGAUCCGGUGUUUGACGCGUACUACGCCUCGACGGUGCCCUCGCUGGCGUCCAAUGCAGAGCAGGAGACGAUGAUGCGGGUUGCUGGCGCGGCGCUUUUGUCGAGGAUCGGCCAGCCGGUUAUUCUGGUAGCGCACUCGCAGGGCGGAAGCAUGGCCUGGGUCAUCGCGGAUGAGCGCCCGGAUCUGGUGCGCGGUGUUGUGGCCAUCGAGCCGAGUGGGCCGCCAUUCUGGAAUGCAAAGGUUUUUGGCGCUGGGCCGGCGCGGCCGUAUGGAUUGACCGAGACGGCGUUGACGUAUGAGCCACCUGUAUCGGAUCCGGAGAGGGAUUUUGUGAAGCAGAAGAUUGUGUCCGGAUCGGAGGUGCACGAUGAUUGUGUGUUACAGGCAGAGGACCCGAGUCCGAGACAGUUGGUUUUCUUAGGGCAGCUCCCAGUCCUGCUUGUCACGGCGGAAGCAUCGUACCAUGCUACUCAUGACUGGUGCACUGUAAGGUUUUUGAAACAGGCUGGGGUAGAUGUCCAACAUAUGCAGUUGGGAGAGAGGGGGAUCCACGGGAAUGGACACAUGGUGAUGGUGGAGAAGAACAGUGAUGAGAUUGCAGGCGUGAUUGCGGGUUGGAUGGAGGAUUUGUAG